GCCGUGGGUGCUUAAGGUACAGCAGCUUGCUCGCGACAGGUGCGCGAGGUAGAGCACCGGGGACCCAUUGCAGAGCUGGUAACAGCUCAGAGAUAAGACAGCUCUUAGCCAGGUGCUUCAGGAUCUGUAGACAAGAUGGACUCAACUCCAUUUAAUAGACGGCAAUGGACUUCACUAUCAUUGAGGGUAACUGCCAAAGAGCUUUCUCUGGUCAACAAGAACAGAUCAUCGACUAUUGUAGAAAUAUUCUCCAAGUACCAGAAAGCAGCUGAAGAAGCAAACAUGGAAAAGAGGAGAACUAACACUGAAAAUCUCCCCCAGCACUUUACCAGGGGAAUCCUGACUGUGUUAAAGAAGAAGUGGGAGAACCCGCUGCUGAGAGCCAACUCUCAGACAGACGCUCCGCGGAACAGCAGCACAGAGAUUAGGCACAGAGUCGACCACCCUCCCGCUGAAGUGGGAAGCAGCCCUGCUCCUGGAGCCGAAGCUGACCCAGAGGAAAUAGCCCAUCCCAAACCUAAAGUGGAUUCACCUCCCGAAGCCCUUAGUCAGUAUCGGUAUCCCCGCUUCGAGGACAGUGACGAUCUUGAAGACCACUCGGCAGAAAGUAAGAAGAUGGAAAAUUGUCUGGGAGAAUCCAGGCAUGAAGUAGGAAAACCUGAAAUUGGCGACAACACAGAAGCUGCAGGCAAAAUAGAGAAAUAUAAUAUUCCGCUGAACAGGCUUAAGAUGAUGUUUGAGAAAGGCGAAUCAACUCAAACCAAGAUUCUUCGGCCUCAGAGCCGAAGUGCAGGUGGAAGGAGGACCUCUGAAAACAGCUUUUCUCUGGAUGACUUGGAAAUAGGCCCAGGUCAAUUGUCAUCUUCUGCAUUCAACUUGGAGAAAAGCGAGAGUAGGCGAAAUCUGGAGCUCCCACGCCUGUCAGAAACCUCCAUAAAGGAUCGAAUGGCGAAGUAUCAGGCAGCUGUGUCCAAACAAAGCCAAUCAGCCAGCUUUACAAGUGAGUUGAGAGCCAGUGGUGGUGAAAUCAAAACUCAUAAAUUGGAGCAAAAGGAAAAUGUGCCCCCAGGUCCUGAGGUCUGCAUCUUUCAUCAGGAUGGAGAAAAGAUUUCUGCAACUGAGAAUAGCCUGGCAUUCCAUUCCACCCCUGCUGAAGAUGACUCCUGUAAUUCCCAGGUUAAGAGUGAGGUCCAGCAGCCUGUUCAUGCCAAGCAGCUAAGUCCAGAUGCCAGAGCCUCCAGCCUUUCUGAAAGUUCUCCACCCAAAGCAGUGAAGAAGUUUCAGGCACCGGCUCGAGAGAUCUGUGUGGAAUGUCAGAAGACAGUCUACCCAAUGGAGCGUCUCUUGGCCAAUCAGCAGGUGUUUCACAUCAGCUGCUUCCGUUGCUCCUAUUGCAACAACAAACUUAGUCUAGGAACGUAUGCAUCUUUACAUGGGAGAAUCUACUGCAAGCCUCAUUUUAAUCAGCUCUUUAAAUCUAAAGGCAAUUAUGAUGAAGGCUUCGGCCACAAACCAUACAAGGAUCUGUGGGCAAGCAAAAAUGAAAAUGAAGAGACUUUGGAAAGACCAGCCCAGAUUUCAAAUGCAGGAGAGUCCCCUCAGAGCCCAGGGGUGGAAGAUGCCCCCAUUGCUAAGGUAGGUGUGCUGGCUGCAAGUAUGGAAGCCAAGGCCUCCUUUCAGCGGGAGAAAGAAGACAAGCCGGCGGAAACCAAGAAGCUGAGGAUCGCCUGGCCACCCCCAACUGAACUUGGUAGUUCAGGAAGUGCCUUGGAGGAAGGGAUCAAAGUGUCCAAGCCCAAAUGGCCUCCUGAGGAUGAAAUCAGCAAGCCUGAAGCUCCUGAGGAUGUAGAUCUGGAUCUGAAGAAGCUAAGACGAUCUUCUUCACUGAAGGAAAGAAGCCGCCCAUUCACUGUAGCAGCUUCAUUUCGAACCACUUCUUUCAAGGACCCAAAAAGCUUGUCCCCACCUAUCAGGAAAGGCUGGAGCAUGUCCGAGCAAAGUGGGGAGUUUGUGGAAGGAAUAGCAGGAGAGAGGAAACAAAUGGAGAAUGCAAAGGCCUCAGAGAAGAGUGGGAGUGUGGGAAAAACAACGUGGCAAAACAAGGAAUCUAAAGGAGGAGAGGCAGGGAGGAAAAGCAAGGAAGUUCAUAGUUUUGAGACAGGGAGUGAGAAUCUUGUAGAAAACGGUGCAAACUUAGAUGAAGAUGAUGGAAACCUCAUCAAACAGCUAGAACCCAAGUUCCCAAAUUGUUCCAGCUUUGUAGACAAGACCUCCACUUUAGAAGAUACUACUCAGGAUCAGAAAUCCCAGGAUGUGGGAUUCUGGAAGGGAGAAGUGGUCAAAGAGCUGUCUGUGGAAGAACAGAUCAAGAGAAACCGGUAUUAUGAUGAAGAUGAGGAUGAAGAAUGACAAAUUACAAUGGUGCUUGGCCUUAAAUUGGUUUUAGUGUUAGUGAGCCGUUGCCCUUUAUCAAAGUGAUGCACAUAAACAGGUAUGAUAGCAUGAACUGUAAUUUAUGUGGAAGUAACUUUGGAAAAGAAUUCCUGCUUCAAAAAAAUCCCAUACUGCAGCUUAAAUGAACCAAUUCUAAAUGCUAGAGACAAUAUUACUUCAACUCUCCAUUUUAACGAUGAUAUGCAUAAAGUGUUUUAAGUUGUUAUAAAUACAGUCCAACUGUUAUAGUCAGGAUCCCCAUAAGGCAGUGUUAAAGUAGAUGGAUGAUUACUAUUGAAGAUUUAGGGAACAAACAGAAGGGAUUUAGGGUCCUAAACAUUAUGACUGAAUGCACUUUAGUAUAAAGGGCACAGUUUCUUUAUUUUUUAAUGAAUACCAAUUUAAUUAUUUAGUAUUCAUCUUUUGAGAGAUAAAAUAUUUAGUCUUUAAAAAAAAUUUUAGGUUAAUUUUCUUAAUCUGAUAUAUAGGGGGAAUUUAUUGCCUUUCAUUCUGCUUGUUAAACCACACCCUGAACUGGAUUAUUGAGGUAUAACACAGCCAUUUUUUGCAGAGCACCUGUUGAGGGAAUUAAGAAUCAACCCAGAUGCUUUGGUAUUUGGGGAGAUCCAUUGCCUUCCAAAUAAGCUAUGGUAUUUGCCAAUUAGUUUGACUAAACCCUCAGUGAUUGCUUUCUUCUCUGAUGGUAGCUGUGCUUCCAAUAAUUUACUGAAAGCUGCAAUAUUUUUACCAGACUUUUUGGAUUGCUGUUCAUUAUGCUCCAUGCUUGAGCAAAGUGAGGAGUUUAAAGGUAUAAUAGCAAAAAGAACUGCCUUAAACCACUCGUGCUCAGAUCUCCAAAAUCUUUAUUCCACUUCCGAUUUCCCCUUUCUGAGACACCAGUUUUUUAAUACUUAUCAGCUCUGAAAUGUAUUGAUUUUUAUGGCAGACAGUAUUCCCAGGGUGAAAUUAAACCAACUAUAGGCCUUUUUCUUGGGAUGGUUUUCUAAUAUUAAGGCUUUGGAACAUUAUAGACUUGAGUACAUUUAUAGUACAUAAUAUUCUAAAUUGUAUGUGGGGUGGGGAGAGGCAUUUUAAGGUAUAGGCUUUGUACUGCAUUUUUAGAGAUUUUGCUCUAAUGUUUUUUAGAGAUGUAAAAUAUUCUGCUUUCUUACAGUCUUGCUUAGUCUGAAACAUUUUUAUUCAAUAAAGCUUUUAAUUUACAUUUGAA
Choloepus didactylus (southern two-toed sloth) is the source of this 3661-nucleotide messenger RNA. RefSeq names its product LIM domain and actin binding 1 (gene LIMA1). The transcript has 11 exons. Gene Ontology annotation, biological process: actin filament bundle assembly. Bases 136 to 2409 code for a protein of 757 amino acids. The record is from RefSeq and is a predicted model, not a curated record. Gene Ontology annotation, molecular function: actin filament binding. Lineage: Eukaryota; Metazoa; Chordata; Mammalia; Pilosa; Megalonychidae. Gene Ontology annotation, cellular component: actin cytoskeleton; plasma membrane.